GAGUACCGGAAGUGCUUCUGCUGCUGCUGCUGCUGCUGCUGCAAUAUUUUUUUGGCGGGUAGGGAGGGAGAGGGGGACACUUCCACGGGUCGAUCAAAAGUGCGCGUGUACGAGAGAUGAAAACAAAAAAAAAUUGCGUGCAAAAAAUCGACGACUGCGGCGACCAUUGAUGUGACGCUGGCGUUAUCGACCGUUUCGCAAAUUUAAUUGAUCGCAUUUUGUUUUCGUUUCUUUUUCGUGGAACCCCUCCUCCAAUCCCCUCUCCAAACGUUUGCUAAAGAUCGCAUCGAAGACGCGGCAAGGCGGUGCAACGUGUUGCGUCAUGAGCGGCGUGACGUCACUGUAGGGUGAAGGCAAAAAUGGCGGAGUGCUCGUAUGCUCGCUGCGUUCAGGAGCGCCGAGCGAUCAAAAAAGAGCUGCAAAGAUGGACGAAGAACAUGGUUUUCGUAGUAGGUUUGGAAAGAGUAGCUGAGGAGCUGAUGGGCAGACGGAAAUGGAAGCAGUACCAAGAUUUAGUGUUGAAGACGCCACUCAAACUAGAUACAGAGGAUUGGGAGCCACAAGACAAGUGCUGUAUGUGUGAUGGCAGAGCGUUUUUAGACUCCGCGACGAGUCCAGCAGCGUCAGACAGUGGCAGCACCGGUUCAAAUAGUCAGGGUAGCAGUUCCCUACGAGAAACUCCGCCAGUAACUUUGCCCCACGAAGGGGGCCAUUCUACAGGAGCUCCAAACAACGUCAUCCCCUCCCUUUCUAAAUCAACAUCUGGAAUGACAACGUUACAGUCGGUCACGUCCAUGGCUGCAUCGCUGGCCGCAGUAGCGGCUCUUGGUUCUAACAUGAGUAAUUCUGGUUCCGGUCCUGUGACCAACAUUCCCGGUGUUCCAACGCCACCCGGUGCUAUGCCGUUCUAUCCGCCCCCACCCCAUCAUCAUGGAGGUCUAUUCCCCCACUGGUAUCUCUCACCCCCUCAUUCCCACCUUGCUGGAAGAACUGUUCCCUCACCAACAGUGGCACUGGCUGAUGGUUUAAGACUUGAAGCUGUGCCUUCAGUGAAACGGGAGCUCAGUACUACGCCCCCCAUAGUGAUGGCACUCCCUCCCACAAGCAGUACUUCAGAGCAGCCGUUGGAUCUGAGUGCGAAAGCUGUUGCGUGUGCUAGUGACAGUGCUAGAGACUGCAAUCCUGGGGCCACGCCCUCUGACCAGCAGCAGUCCCUGAAGGUUCCAAACAUCGACAACAAGCACAUUUUCAAGGCGAAACCCCGUAUGAGUACAGUAGCUGGUCGCAGAACAUACACGGAGGAAGAAUUGCAAGCUGCUCUACGCGACAUACAGAGUGGCAAACUGGGCACACGCCGAGCCGCCGUCAUCUAUGGAAUCCCCAGAUCGACCCUGCGUAACAAGGUUUACAAGUUGGCUCUGGAACGAGAACGAGAUUCCCACCUGGUGCUCACUAACAACACUGCCACAGUGGGACAGGGUGCAGAGACACCCAUCGUUCCCAAGACUGAGCCCCUUCAUGAUGAGGAAGAUGAGAAAGAGCUCUCAGGGGCUGAAGAAGAACGUGAAGUGGAAAAGGCUUUGAGGAAACCGUUGUUGUCAUUGGAAGACCUUGUGAGGUUAUCAGUUUUUGGUGCUGGGAAGGGUCUGAUAGCCAGUGAUCCACUGAGAACACUUCUGCAGCAUGGACGGUUCCUUGAAGAUGGACUCCACAGACAUGCCACUGUCAAUGAGGAUGGAGAAGAUGGUUCCUCUCCAUCAGUGUUCCCAGGAUUCCCUCAGAACAUUUUAGACAUCUGGGGUGGCAUGGAGCACAGCGCUCUUGGUCCUUACAUUUCCCAGUUCCUAGCCAAUUCAGCUGCUGAAUGUAGCAGGGACACCGUAGCUGGCAUCGUUGGAAGCAAGAAUGUUGGUGGAGGGACAUCGACACCUGAAGACAAGAGUCCAAUAAGAGGAGAUUUCCUUCCAAAAUUUCCCAUGCCUCUCUUGCCAGAAUUUGUUCAAAGGAUGAUGGCAGAAGAUAAUAAGCUGCUGUUAGAGGAACAGAUGAAGAAACAUCACCACUUGAAGCACAACUUUCAUCCAAAUGGUGCCCAUUCUAAUGAAACCACUGGUGGAGAUCCUGAAAAAUAUGCAGUCAGACAUUCCACUGUGGCCACAGAAGAGUCACCUGACGCAGAAGCUUGUUCAUCAUCUGGGGCCACUCCACCUUCUAAUGUGAUACUGAAAAUUCCGUCCUUCAAACCGACUUCAAAGAAUGGAGUGGCCCCUGGUAGUGGUGGCAGUGCUGCAGAUCCACAAGAAUCUUCUAGUCAACAGUUCGUAAGAGGUAGUGACUCCUCUUCACCCCCUACCAUCCCUCCAAGUCUUACUGGGAAAGGUAUUGGUGUUAGCCUUAGGGAAGUGAUUGCCAAGAGCAUAAGCCAGAAAUUUCAGCAGCACGGUUCGGGCGACGUCUCACGACUUCAGUUGCCGUCUAAACUCCUGCUGGCGCAUGACGCUGUCAUUGAACCUCCAUUCAAACGAGGUCGAUUUACUCCUCCACUCGGUGCAAAUUCACCAUCUGUCACUGCAUCUGUCAUCAAACAACACAACAACAACAACACCCAUUCUGAUGAUAGAAAUGCUCAAAAAAUGUUGUCACAGGUUGCUGGAAAGUCAGUGGGAAGUUCUAGUGGUGUUAACAAUGCAGGUAACCCUUCAGGGGGGAAAGGUACGCGUCCGAAACGUGGAAAAUACCGUAACUACGAUCGUGACAGUCUGAUAGAGGCAGUCAGGGCAGUUCAGAGGGGUGAGAUGAGUGUUCAUCGUGCUGGCUCACAUUUUGGUGUGCCACAUUCCACUCUUGAGUACAAAGUGAAGGAGCGACACCUCAUGAGGCCUCGCAAGCGUGAACCCAAGCCUCAUAUGGAUGAUACCAAGAAGAAGGAUGACAACAACAUUCUGAGGCAUUCUGCUCCGACUCUAGAGAAACACAAAAUUCCUGCAAAACCUAUUCCAAAAACUCCUUUCACACCAACUUCUGGGAUUCCAAAUGCUCCGAAUGGUCUGAAAAUUCCUCCUAUGUUUGACCCUGCUAAUAUGCCUCCAAUGCCGUAUGCAGCAGCUCCACCAUUCCCAUUCUGGACACCCAGUCCUUUCCACUCUUUGCCAAUUGCAGACUUUCCCCGCAAUGGUGCGAACAACACUCCUGUUAACUACAGCCCUUCUCCAGAAUUUUUUGCAUCACAAAUGAUGCAGCGGCUUCAGGAGGAAUCUUCUCGAGUCAAUGCUGGGGGUGGGGAUGCCAGCAGUCCUAUGGGUGUAUCCACAUCAUCCAGUCGUAGUCCACCCCUCUCAAACCCAGGUGGAGCUCUUGGGAAAAGUGCACGAGAGAUGGCAGAGAGUUUGUACGAUGGAACAGGUGCAAAUGGAAGUUUUCUUGAUGGAAUCAUUCGCUCCAGCCUGGAGAUGGGUUUACCUCCAGGUACUUCCAAAGAAGCUAGCAGCAGUAGUGCCCCUGAGAAUAUGUCAAACAAGGCUCUCCUGGAUCAGUUGUGUCGAAACAGCCGUCUGACACCCCUUCCACGUGCAGUGUCUUUACCACUGACCGAUGGGGGAGCGAGCAGUUCUGAUGACGACUCCAUGAAACCGUCUUUGUCGAAGAAUGAGCGCGGACACUGCGGCAUCAAGACUGCCGCGACAGAAUCUGAUGCGAGCGCGUCGGCAAUUAUUGAUCUCUCUCCGUUGUCAAAUGGAUCAACAGCAGAUCGUGAUUUUCAUCGAAAGCAUACUGCGGAAGAUGAGGGUGAUGAUGAUGAUGAUGAUGAUACCUCUUCAUCAUCAGAAGAAGACACCAAAGUUGCAGCAACAUUGUUUGCCAGCACACAUGUCUCAGAAUCACAAAAAGAAGAAACAAAUGGCAUAUGUAAGGAUGAUAAGAAAGGGACAGAUGGUGAUAACAAUGUUGUUACUGAUGAUGAUGUCAAUGAUGAAAGUGCCUGUGAUAGUAAAAAUAUUAUAAAGAGAGUUGAUAAAGAUGCUGCCAAAGAUGACAAACAAGGAGAGGGAGGAGGUGAAGAUCCAUUGGAGAAAGAGGAUACCAAAUCAAACAUCAACUCACUAAGAGACUGAAUUCUUUUUAGCCACUAUUACUUAGCAUGUUAUAUACAAACACUAUGUGACAGAAUUUUAUUAUUAUAUUAUCAGAGGUGUAUCUUUUUUUAGUCACCUUACUGUACUGAUUUUUGUAGGUGUUGAAUGUUGUAAGUUAGUGUGUAGUUCUGUCAAUUGGGUUGCUCCCAUUUUCACUUAUUGGAAAUGGGAGGGAAUGUUUUUGUUUUUGUUGUAAUUUUGUUUCACCUCAGUGGCAAAAAUGUUUGAAUCUUAUCACUGUUUUUCUGCUGCUACAUUUUGGAGGAAACAAUUUUUUCUUCCUUUGGUACAUCUGCAUAUUUUUAUCUCUCUCUCUCUCGCUCUUUUUGAGGUCGACAAUCGUAAUGUUGCCAAAGCUAUGUGAAAAAAAAACGUAUUUAUCAAAUUCGGUAAUUUAUCUAUCUAUAUAUAAUGAUAUAUAGUGAGGGUGUUUAAAAAUUGUUGGAAAAUUAGCUGUAUACAUUCGUGGUGACUUUUUAAAUAUUUUUUUUAAUCCAACAAAAAAUUGUUCUGUGGCGGUUUCCCAAGAUAUCGUCCAUCAAAGCAGUUUCAUUUCAUGUCUGUGUAAGUGUACUUUAUGUGUGGUUGUUAUAUCUAUCAAUGUGAAUGCAUUAAUGUUUGUGUAUUUUUUAAAAUGCCUGUGUGUUUAUGUUCGUGUGUUUGGAUGAAAGUUAAAAUUUCAUCUGGGGUGGGUAUAUUUUUUUGUUUGUGACAUUUAAAUGAAACUUGUGAGAAAUGCAGCAGAAGUAUAAAUCAGUUCGUGUUUCGUUACGUUCGACUAAGGAGCGACGACGUCCUAUUGCCAACUGCGGGUGUGCCAUAUUCCCCUCUGUAUGUCAAAAUUGUACAAAGUUUCAGAACAUGAAUCUCAACAGGCAGUUGGUAUCCCGCACUGCAGCACAAGUUCCAUUUGAAGUGUUCUAAAGAAAACUGAUGUCUUUCUUAAAAUAUAAAGUAUAAGGCAGACUGCUUUGAUGUUGGAUUACAGUUUUUUAAGAGAAUCUUGGGAUUCACCAAGAAUUUUACUGUCUGUGAUGAAGCCAAAUUUUGAAUGUAUAUUUUCUCUAUUGAUAUCUUAUAUAUACUAGACUAGUUUAUAUAUUGAAAAAUGGAUUUUUUGUUUUUGACAAUUGAAGUGCAAUUAGAAAUGGUACGACCUUAAACUAUACACAUACUGUACGUAUAUAAAUAUAUUUACAUUUUAAAUGAGAUGAAGAUGUUCAAAAAUGAAGGAAGAGAAUCAAGAAUGAAGGUGCAGUAAAAGCAGCAGCAGCAACAACUAACAGAUUCCGACCACAAACUCUUUCUUUUAAAUUAACAAGCAACCCAGCUUCGAAUCUAGCCAUCAGCUACAACAGUGCAGUCCCCAUCAAGGGGAAGUACAGAGUUUUUUUUUUAUAUGAUUUCCCAUGAUGAACCAUGACACAGAGAAUAUUUUGUUUUCUUUACUACCAA
Molecule: messenger RNA, 5588 nt
Organism: Zootermopsis nevadensis
Lineage: Eukaryota; Metazoa; Arthropoda; Insecta; Blattodea; Termopsidae
Gene: Eip93F
Product: Ecdysone-induced protein 93F
Biological process (GO): regulation of transcription by RNA polymerase II
Cellular component (GO): nucleus
Molecular function (GO): DNA binding
Source: RefSeq, a predicted model, not a curated record